Bolinopsis microptera is the source of this 2187-nucleotide messenger RNA. Its product is annotated as potassium voltage-gated channel subfamily A member 1-like. Gene Ontology annotation, biological process: protein homooligomerization; potassium ion transmembrane transport. Gene Ontology annotation, molecular function: voltage-gated potassium channel activity. NCBI's taxonomy places the organism in Eukaryota, Metazoa, Ctenophora, Tentaculata, Lobata, Bolinopsidae. The transcript is spliced from 5 exons. The coding region runs from base 81 to 1682 and encodes 533 amino acids. Gene Ontology annotation, cellular component: membrane; voltage-gated potassium channel complex. The record is from RefSeq and is a predicted model, not a curated record.
UUUCCUACUUAUGUUGAUGAGUUUUGCGCUCAACGUUUGAGUCCCAGAAUACAGUGUAGUUUUUAAGAAGUUUCGCGGUGAUGAAUUUUAGAGGAGCUCCAUUAAAAGGGUGGCCGAAUAUGAGGCCGACAAAGCUUAAUAAAGAAACUGAUAUGACGCAUGAAUACGGGAGAAGAAGAUCCAGCUGCCUUGCCUGUGUUGAAAAGGCCCGGAGUGAUAGAGCCCGGAGAUCGAGUCGAGCAUCUAAAGCAGCAUCAAGACAAAGUUCCCAGCAGUCGGACACUCUCUCUGCUUCGUUUGCGGAGGUUAAACGAAUACAGAAUCUCGCUGCAAAAAAGAGAAAUGAAGCUGUAGAGUUGCGCGUACUAGAGUCCGGCGACGAGCUACCUUCACCCUCUCGUCACUACACUCUUGCUGAAUUAGCGAAUCACGUGAGUCAGACAAGUGAUGACCCACAGGGAGUGAACGGUGGCAACAAGAGCAGAGAGAAGUCUCUUAUCUCUCUGGCUGGCUCCGAUCACAAUGAUCCGAUUAUAGUGGCUGAAGACCUCUGCAGGAUCAACGUAUGUGGAGAGUUAUUCAUAACAACUUUUAAAAGUUUGGAGGAGUUCCCUAAAACUCUGCUCGGAUCAUCAGAACGGGAGAGAUACUUCUGUCCGGAGUUAAACGCUUACUUCUUCAACAGAAACAGAGCUUGUUUUGAGAGUAUUCUUCUCUAUUAUCAGACCGGAGACGAGUAUCCUCCUCUUACUGCUGAUUUGGACCUGUGGGAGGAGGAGAAAGCCUUCUUCAGGAUCUCGUUCACGAAAGACUACGCUAUCUCUAUAGAAGAUUCAGAAAUUGACGAUAUCACGUGCGUAGCACUCUGUCAAAACAAUUCCAUCUCAGCAAAACGGAAAGCCGUGCACGACUUCCUUCUGAAUCCCAGAUCCUCGAAGAUAGCCACAGUCUGGCAUUCGGUGGACAUCAUGUUCAUCUGUGUUUCAAUAGCCUUUCUAAUCAUGGAAACAGAUCCCGGACUCAAGAUUCAUUUCACCGACAAGAGUGAUCCUUACUACAAUACUAUCUACGGGAUAAACGCUUUCGUUAUCGCAUUUUUCACAAUUGAUCUUGUCGCUAGGUUUUUUACGUGGCCCACCUUUUGUUCCUUCUGGAAGAAUAUUUUCAACAUUCUCGAUAUUUUAUCCAUUUUGCCGUUUUAUGUGGGGAUCAUAGCUGAUAUGUCGGCUGAAGGCCAAUCUAUGGAGAUGACUGAGGUCGAAAGCAAACGGUACGUUGUCCUUCGAGUGUGCAGAAUUUUCAGAAUCAUCAGAAUAUUUAAAUUCGUCCGGCACUCACAGGACCUUAUUCUGAUUGUAAGGGUAGUGGUUCACGCAAAGAAAGAACUGGGACUUCUAGUCGUCCUUCUGGGCAUCUUCACUGUAACAUUUGGCAGCAUCAUGUAUUAUGUCGAGCACGAAGUAAACGAUCAGUUUAACUCCAUCAUGCAGGGUUGCUGGUGGAGUAUCGUUACCAUAACGACCGUUGGUUACGGUGAAGUGGUACCCUCAACACCGGGAGGGAAGUUUGUGGGCAGUGUGGUGUUGACCCUGGGAAUCGUUUUCCUGGCUCUUCCCAUGACAAUUAUCGUGUCCAAAUUUAGUUCAGUUUAUGAGAAAGAAAAGGGGGACUCUAAAGAUUGAAAACAUUUCAGAUUUGAUCGUUUGGGAGAUUAGGUAUAACACUUUGUCGGGCAAAAGAUAAGCUUGAACUAGGAAGUGUCAGGUUUAGACGUGUGAUAUAGGAUACUACAUAGGUUUAACCCGUACAAUCACUUGUACUUUUGUACCCCUCCUUUUUGCCAUGUGGGAAUUUCUCCAGUUCAAACUGCUCAUAAUUCACAAUGUUUCGUGUAACUGUAGUAUUGAUAAUGAUAAGGGUCGAUUUUUAUUCGCAAACUAUAUCAGAAUCGCAUUAGUUCGAACAAGCAAUUCUACCUAAUGCAGUGCACUAUUAUUGUGCUAUCAUUUUAAAUUUUGUAUGUAGACGCGGCGGUAUUGAUAAAAAGAAGAAAUCUGACAGUUUGUUUGCGAUAUUUUUUAUAAUAUGAUAAUACUUUUGAGCUACAAGUUUAAAAUUACUACGUUGUUCUUGUAAAUCUUAUAUCCCAAUUAUUUCUCAUAGCGGUAUAACAGAUAAACGUAAGAA